GCUCGAAUUGACAUACGUCUAUCGUCUAUCGCCUCAGUUCGGGGUUGGUCUCUGCUCGGAGCUAUCGUGUGCGUAAUACACCUGUAGAUAUAUCUAUAUCUGCAAAGGGCUUUGUUUGUGCUUGUGAUUCCUGAUGUAAGAAGAACGAUUUAAAAAUGCCGACAACUGAGAAGCCACCCACCAUACACACGUGCGACAUGGAGCACGUGGACUCACUGAAAAAGUGCCGCAACGCGCUCGCUGCCUACUUCACCAUCGACCUGCCGUGCGCCAUACAACUCAUGGACAUCUGGGCUCGGUCUGGGAAGUGCCACCCGCCGUCGCGCACGCAGCAGGAGUACCAUCCGCCGGUGAUUCCGACCCGCCUCGACCAGGUAUUCGCGCUUGGUGCCACAAUGCGUGGCGUGCGCUCCACCUACUACCAGCAAUGCCGACUGCUGGCCCUCGUCGACCUCUACGAAUCGAUUGACUUCGAUACGAUGAGCGACUUGGGGGCGGACGACAUCAUCAAUGAAGCCUAGUCCGAGCUCGUGCAGGCUGCCGAGUUCCUCGUCGAUAGCACGGAACUCGCCAGAUUCCUGCAAGCAUCGGUUAAAAUUAACCA
Papilio machaon (common yellow swallowtail) is the source of this 604-nucleotide messenger RNA. RefSeq lists its product as uncharacterized. Bases 156 to 521 code for a protein of 121 amino acids. The transcript has 4 exons. The record is from RefSeq and is a predicted model, not a curated record. Lineage: Eukaryota; Metazoa; Arthropoda; Insecta; Lepidoptera; Papilionidae.